AUGACAGAAACUGACGAAGAAUCUCCGGACAAAGCAGCAACGACAACUCGAAAAUCCGAAAGUCGCGUAUCGAGAAGCAGCAAUCGUCAUUCUCCGGGAAGCUCUGUCUCCAAAGGACGUAAGUCAACCUCAUCUCCUUACAGGGGCCCUUCUCGAUCCAGUCAUAGGAGAUCGUACAAGGCGCCAGAGAUACAUGAACAAGGAAUCCAGUCCCUUCCACUGACAUCGCCUGGAUCUCAGUCCGCUUCGAGCUCUGAUCAUCUGCGUUCCAGCAGGAAAGCAUCCAUGAACAACUUCCGAAGACUUGAAUCGUCGCCACCAAAAAAAUUAAGUUCUCCUCGGACACUACGUUCCGGCAAUGCCACAAAGAAGUCGCGAAAGGGGAAUUCGGUAGCCAAUCCUGGAGCUCGGAAUGUGUUGAGCUCUCAUCGCAACACAACAAGAAAGUCAUCCAAGUUUGACAGGAAUGGACAGCGGGAUUCUUCAGCUAACGACGGGGCUCAGAGCUUGACAAUGUCAUCUGAUGAUCGCCGUGCUAGCAGCAAGGCAUCAAGAAACAGCAGCAGACAAUCCAGAAUUCAAUCAGAUGGUGUAAACGCGACGCCCCCGCCUCCUUCUUCCCUUCAGUUGGAUCAAACUGGUACGGAGCCAACACUUCAGGCUGUUACUGCCCCAGGUCUUGACGAAAUUGAAGCCGCAAUACAACAAGGCAGAGAUGAAGAACGAAGAGCUAGAGAAACGCAAGAUCAAAUAGCUAGGCAAAGAGAAGAAGAACAAAAUGCUUUGGUAUCUACCAUUGCAACAAGAGAGAAAAACAGCAGAAAGCGGAAAUACAUGAUGGCUGCUUUUGUUGUUGCCGUUAUUGCUGCAGGAGUAACCGCGUGGCUGUUGGUAUCAAGGAAUUCUUCGAACAAUCUUGAUGACGAUUCGUCUCAAAAUGCAACCAUUCUUCCGCCUACGACAGCCAAAGAAGUUUCUGAUACCCCAUCUUCAACUCCUACUACCAAAGAGGAUCUUGGCGUCGUUCCAGAUGAUGUCGGCUCACAAGCCGAAGCGACCUGUGAAGCCAUUAGCAAUGGCGAACCUGUCUCGGGACAAGACGAUCUCGCUGUUCAAAAAUACGAUAUCUUGAUGGAUGUUAUGCUGGAUUCCGAAACCGAAGAUCUAUCGCCACUCACCAUUGAGCUGAAAGACAAAAUCCAGCGCCUCCUUUUGCCCUCUCUGGCGGGAUGCCCGAAUGAACGUCGGCGUUUGCAGAUUGAGGUCUAUAUUGUCAACGCAUUGGUGAACGCUGAAGUCAAUAUUGGUGCUUCUUGUUUUGCUGCUGAUUUGGAGAGGCCUUGUCACUUGUAUGUCAUAAAGCUGGACAUCUACGUCCAACGCACUGUUUCUUCUGCUGAUUUUUCGGAAGACAUUCUAGACAAGUUCCGAGAAGCACCUUUGGUAGAUCAAUUGGGGUUGCUGUCGCCAUUUCAGAGCAUCACAGUCGUCGAUGUCAUUUAUUCCGCCGACGAAUCUGCAGGUCCAUCUGUGACCCCAUCGACGCUUUCGCCAACGGAAUUGCCAUCGGCGAAUCCAACAAGGGCGCCAGUCACUUUUCCUACAACGGAAGACCCUACAAAGGCACCGACAACAGAACCAUCAUCCAAGCCAACUCUUGCAACUACGACACCACCGACGGCACCACCGACGAAGCUUCCCACAGAAAGUCCGACCAAGAGUCCAACGCCUGGCCCAACUCUACCCCCAACGUUGGUACCAACGCCUGGUCCAACUCCAAAUCCAACGCCUGUGAGGACUAGGUUUCCUACGACACAACCUACUUUUUCACCGUCGGCUAAUCCAACGACGGAGCCAACUCCGGUGUUUUCGGCUCAACCUUCCGCAACACCUUCGACUCUGCCUUCUUCUGCAUCAUCAAUUAUUACAUGUUUUCAAACUAGUUUGGAACUGUCUAAUAAUGUUAGGCGAUGGGUUAGGUUCCCAGCAUCAGUGGAGGUGCAAUAUGGCCCAAUAGGCGACUGGUGCUUUGAUCGAAAUGUGACUUCUAUGGAAGCUCUGUUCUCAAGCAUCCCUUCUUUCAACGAGGACAUUUCAAAUUGGGACGUUGCUAAUGUCAACAACAUGGGGAGCAUGUUUUACAAUACACCAUUCAAUGGAGAUAUUUCCUCGUGGGAUGUUUCUUCGGUAACAGACAUGAAUAACAUGUUUAUGCAAGCAACGUCCUUCAAUCAAGACAUAUCAUCAUGGAAUGUUUCAUCUGUCACCAACAUGGGGUUCAUGUUCAGAUUUGCGGCAUCAUUCGAUCAAGAUAUAUCAUCGUGGGACGUCUCAUCUGUCUCCAAUAUGGAGAAUAUGUUCGCUGGUGCAUCAUCCUUUAAUCAAGACAUCUCAUCAUGGGAUGUUUCUUCGAUUAGGGGGAUGAAGGAAAUGUUCUCGCAAGCGUCUUCCUUCAACCAGAAUCUUUGUGCAUGGGGAUCGCGUCUUCCGUUCAUUGGUGUUUUUGUUGACGACAUGUUUGACAACCAGAGCUGCCCUUCAACAAGUGAACCAAACCUUCGAUCAGAAACACCAGGCCCAUUCUGCCACUUUUGUGAAUAA
Messenger RNA from Cylindrotheca closterium, 2601 nucleotides. The record is from the annotation of a GenBank genome assembly. NCBI's taxonomy places the organism in Eukaryota, Bacillariophyta, Bacillariophyceae, Bacillariales, Bacillariaceae.